This is a messenger RNA of Linum trigynum, 2378 nucleotides long. The record is from the annotation of a GenBank genome assembly. NCBI's taxonomy places the organism in Eukaryota, Viridiplantae, Streptophyta, Magnoliopsida, Malpighiales, Linaceae.
AGAGAGUAUAUAUGUACAACUUCUAUACUCCACCGAUCAAUAGAGUAAACCAAAAUACACGUGAGAUUUUGUGCUCCACCGGCCAACGGGCCGGGCACAAUGCUAGUGUUAAAAUAGAUGAUGAGGAUGCUGCCUUAAUUCUGUUAGUAUCUUUGCCACAGUCAUAUGAGAAUUUUGUGGAUUCUUUUAUUGCUGGGAAAGAUAGUAUGUCUUUGGAAGAUGUCAGAUCUGCUCUACAUACUAGAGAGGUUCGACAUAAGGCAUCUGGUUCAGGUUCGGAAAAUCAGGCAUCUGGGUUGGCUGCUACUAGUAGUAGGAGACAACAAUCUGGUAAUAGGAAGGCGAAUACAAAUUCGAAUUCUGCUGGUUUGAAGGAUGAUAUCUGUCAUUACUGCAAGGAGAAAGGACAUUGGAAAUUUGAUUGUCCUAAGCUAAAGAAAUAUCAGGAGAAGAAGGAAUCAUCCGCUGCUGUGGCGGAAGAAACUAACUCUGAUUCUGAAGAUGGUUUAGCCUUAGCAGUGAAUGAACAGGUACAUCAUCAGGAUGUGUGGUAUUUAGAUACUGCAGCUGAUUAUCAUAUGUGUCCAAGCAGGGAGUGUUUUUCAUCUUAUGAGCAGAUAGAUGGAGGACAUGUUUCUAUGGCCAAUGGUGCUUUCUGUAAGAUUGUUGGAAGAGGCUCCGUCAGAAUGAGGACACAUGAUGGUUCUGUUCGCACCUUGAACAAUGUUAGGCAUAUUCCAGAGAUGACUAAGAAUCUGAUAUCUUUGAGUCUACUGGACAGCAAGGAUUUUAGCUUCAAAGGUGAAGGUGGAGUGUGUCUGUCUACAAGGGUUCUAAGGUGAUUUUGAAAGGUGUCAAGCGGGGUGCUUUGUAUAAUCUACAAGGUUCUGUUUUGACAUGUUUUGUUGGUGAUAAGUGCACCAAACUGGUUUUGAAUGGCAAGUCUCAGCAUGGGUUGGACUUGCCGAAUGGUUUGAGUUGUUGACCGCCCUUAGGGGCAUUUAGAGGCAGGGGAGAUUCUGGUACAGCUGAUUUGGAGAAGUUUGGUAUGUCUGGCAAUCUUGAUUGCAUCUGAGUUUGGCGAUUUGCAUCGCGUUUGGGUUUGGUGAUUUCGAUCACGUCUGGCACAUCUGGCAACUUUGGUUGCGUCUGGUACAUUUGGUAUUUGACAGAGAAUUCAAGUCAAGGUGGAGAUUGUUAGAAUAUGACUUGAAUUUGAUUUGGGUUUGUUUUGUGUUUUAGGCCUAUUCUGUUUGGGUUUGGGUUUUGUUUUGACUUUUUCCUUGUAUGUUUGGGAAAAGGUGUUUGGUAUUCUGUUUGGGAUUAGGAGAAGAGUUCUAUAAAUACUCUUCAUCACCCUAGUAUGUAGUGGGGGUCAGUCAGGGUUAGUUUGUUUGGUUUGUCCGUUUGGAAUUUGGUUUGUAACCUGUACUCUCCUCAAAUUAGUGAAAUUUGUCCCCCUGCCCGUGGAUUAGCUAGCACACAUUGUGUUAGCGAACCACAUUAAAAUUGUGUUCGUUCGUGUUGGUUUCAAUUGCCACGCUUCUGUUCUGACAAACCUCUUGCAAGGCUAUAGCAUCGGCGGGAAGGCUCCGAGAAUAUGAAUUGUGGUUAUCUAAGGAGGUUUACUUUCUAUGAUCCUUCGACCUAUCACUAAGAACGUGUUGGACAUAAGAAAAUUUGAUCUCGUAUGUUAAUUUUGUUCUUCUUGAAGCUACUGGAUCAUUUUUGUUUCUUAUGUAAUUGUUUGCAUCAUAAAUAUGAUGACUUGAAGGGGUUAGUCUAGCCAGAGGAAGAACAAUGUCCAUAGGCGAUACUAGGGAUAAUGGAGAUCUUUUCGACAUUAGAGCAAGGGAUGUUGAAGAUCUUCUUGUGAGUUGUGGCUAUCCAAGGAAUGAUAGAUUGCUGCAAAAAUUAGAACAAGUGAUGGUGUAGAUCUUUCAAAGUGGCAGUUCCAUAAUCAUCGGCAUCACAAGGGUCUUGGGAAUGCCUAUAGUCUUCGGAUGGUGUUUUUGUACUUUACAUUUUCUAAAUUAGUAAAUUUUCUAUUUUAACAUUUUCAAUGUAAGAAUAAUACACUACAAAAAAGAUGAGGUUUGGGGACGACAAAAGUCGUCCCCGGAAAUAGGAAAAAUCGUCCCUAUAGUUGUUGGGGACGACUUAGUCAUCCCCAAAGAGUGGUUCCCUAUACUCUUGUCCUCUAUUCUUUUGGGGACGACAAAAAUCUAGGUCGUCCCCAUUACUAGGGACGACAGUCAUCCCCAAUACUCGCAAGUCGUCGUCUCGUUUAUUGUCCAUGAAAGACAAAAUGUCGUCCCCAUAGCUAUAACUGUAGCGACAAUAUGUCGUCCCCAUAGUAAUAACUUUAGCGAUAAUAA